This is a messenger RNA of Saccostrea echinata, 717 nucleotides long. RefSeq names its product putative nuclease HARBI1. The transcript has a single exon. NCBI's taxonomy places the organism in Eukaryota, Metazoa, Mollusca, Bivalvia, Ostreida, Ostreidae. The record is from RefSeq and is a predicted model, not a curated record. Bases 1 to 717 code for a protein of 238 amino acids.
AUGGCCGCGUCCAUGUUGUUGCUGGCUCGACGAAAUCGUCGUAUCAGACGUGACAGAGUAUUUAGAAAUAUUGAUAACCCUCUUGACUACCUUGAUGAUGAAGCUAUAAUAAGAAGGUAUAGGCUUUCAAGACCCUUAAUCCAUGAUUUAUGUGAACAAUUUCAAAAUGAACUACAAUGUCCUACUAUGAGAUCUUAUGCAUUACCUGUCUCACUGCAGGUAAUGGUUGCAUUACGACUUUAUGCAACUGGCAGUUUCCAAGCAGUUGUUGGUGAUGUGCAUAACAUUUCAAGACCGAGUGUGUGCAAACUAGUGAAAGAUAUGACCCAGUGUCUUGUUAAUGUGGCCAAUAUACACAUAAGAAUGCCUAUUACUUCAAAUGAAUUGGCCAAAAACAUGAAUGAAUUCAGUUUAAUUGCAAAUAUGCCAAAUACCAUUGGGUGUAUUGAUGGAACACACAUUAGGAUUAAAUCUCCAAACGUUGAUGAACAUUUAUACAUAAAUCGCAAAAAUUACCAUUCAAUUAAUGUCCAAGGGGUUUGUGAUGCCAACUUAAAAUUUAUUAACAUUGUGGCAAAAUGGCCCGGCGGAACACAUGAUGCGUUUAUUUGGUCAAAUUCUGCUUUGAAUCGUUUAUUGAAACAGGAAGGAUUGCAGAAGGAUGGUUACUGGGGGACAGCGGUUAUCCACUGCGUCCUUGGUUACUUACACCAGUAG